AUGCAGAGAAUGAACUUCACAGAAGUGACAGAAUUCAUCUUCCUGGGAUUCUCUAUCUUUGGAAAGCACCAGAUAACCCUCUUUGUGGUUUUCCUAACCGUCUACAUUUUAACUCUUGCUGGUAACGUCAUCAUUGUGACUGUCAUCUGUGUUGACCAGCAUCUCCACACCCCCAUGUACUUCUUCCUGAGCAUGCUAGCAAGUUCAGAGACAGUGUACACACUGAUCAUUGUCCCACGAAUGCUUUCUAGUCUGAUUCUUCAUAACCAGCCCAUCUCCUUGGCAGGCUGUGCAGCCCAGAUGUUCCUUUUUGUCGUCUUGGCCAUUAAUAAUUGCUUCUUGCUUACAGCAAUGGGCUUUGACCGCUAUGUGGCCAUCUGCAAGCCCCUGAGGUACACAGUCAUCAUGAACAAAGGAAUGUGUGCCGUGUUGGUGUGUGGGUCCUUUGGCAUUGGUCUGGUUAUGGCAGUUCUCCAAGUGACAGCCAUGUUCAGUUUGCCCUUCUGUGGCACAGUGGUGGACCACUUCUUCUGUGACAUUCACCCAGUCAUGAAACUUUCUUGCAUUGACACCACUAUCAAUGAGAUCAUCAAUUAUGUUGUAAGUUCAUUUGUGAUUUGUGUGCCCGUGGGGCUGAUAUUGAUCUCCUACAUCUUUAUUAUCUUCUCCAUCCUUAAGAUCGCCUCAUCCAAGGGCCGGAAGAAGACCUUUGCCACCUGUACCUCCCACCUCACUGUGGUCAUUGUGCACUAUGGCUGUGCCUCCAUUGCCUACCUCAAGCCCAAGUCAGAGAACUCAGUAGGAAAAGACCUUCUUCUCUCUGUGACUUACACCAUCAUCACUCCCCUGCUGAACCCUGUUGUUUACAGUCUGAGAAACAAGGAGGUCAAGGAUGCUCUGUGCAGAGCUGUGGGCAAAAACAUUUCUUAA
This is a messenger RNA of Manis pentadactyla (Chinese pangolin), 930 nucleotides long. RefSeq names its product olfactory receptor 10J5. Bases 1 to 930 code for a protein of 309 amino acids. The record is from RefSeq and is a predicted model, not a curated record. The transcript has a single exon. Gene Ontology annotation, molecular function: G protein-coupled receptor activity; olfactory receptor activity. Gene Ontology annotation, cellular component: membrane. NCBI's taxonomy places the organism in Eukaryota, Metazoa, Chordata, Mammalia, Pholidota, Manidae. Gene Ontology annotation, biological process: G protein-coupled receptor signaling pathway.